GUGGCUUCACAUCCUUAGCUGGCAUUAAACGUAAACUACGCCGCUUGACACUGAAAAUAAAUCCCACCUGGUAAAGGAAACAAGAUGAUUGUCCAAGACCACGAGUCCCGGAACUUCAAUUUCACGAAUCGACCAAUUAAUCUAUACGUACGAUAAGUGCGUGUAAAACUGCUUGAUGUUCAAAGACACGCACAAAACGAGGCUAUUUGAGAGCUUGACAAUUGGAGAUGCGCCAACGCUUUCUAAUUAAAAUUCUGUGAAAUUGGUAGGCGAAUCGUAUAAAAGCCUCACAUAACGGGGAAAGCUAUUCUUUUAUCCUGACAGUUUAAAGAGGGGAUCGGUCAGUCCAGAAUUAAAAAAGGUUCACAAGUGUCAUUUAAAAUAGGAGUAAAUAUAAAAUGUGUAGAUCUAGGGUCUUGCUGGUCACAUUUGUAGUAGCUGUCGCUUUACAGUCCAUCUUAGCACAAGCACAACCAAAGUGCUCAUCUAUCUUGGAGACAAGUUGUACUUCAAAUGCAGAGUGCGCAUGUUCAGGCCCACGCACGUUUGUUUGUAACUACAAGAAUAAAUGCAACCGAAUAUCGAUUAUAGAUAUCAUGAGAAGACAGCGACCGUGUGCCAACAUAUUCAAGCAAUUUUGCAAUACAGAUGACGACUGUCCAUGUAAAAAAGCAAAAUAUGUCUGUGAAGAUAGGGAGUGUGUGAUGAGAGUCAAACCAAGACGUGAAAGUCAACAAUAAAUGUCAUUAAAGAUCCUUGCGCCUUAUAAA
Messenger RNA from Actinia tenebrosa (Australian red waratah sea anemone), 770 nucleotides. RefSeq lists its product as uncharacterized. The record is from RefSeq and is a predicted model, not a curated record. Lineage: Eukaryota; Metazoa; Cnidaria; Anthozoa; Actiniaria; Actiniidae.